Molecule: messenger RNA, 1503 nt
Organism: Octopus bimaculoides (California two-spot octopus)
Lineage: Eukaryota; Metazoa; Mollusca; Cephalopoda; Octopoda; Octopodidae
Biological process (GO): regulation of transcription by RNA polymerase II
Cellular component (GO): nucleus
Molecular function (GO): DNA-binding transcription activator activity, RNA polymerase II-specific; RNA polymerase II cis-regulatory region sequence-specific DNA binding
Source: RefSeq, a predicted model, not a curated record
AUGCACCGACACAUGCGCACCCACGAGAAAAAGAACGAGACAAAGAGAAAUUAUUUAAAACUUAAACAGAAGGGGCUCGGUUCUCGAGUCGGGGCUUAUGCAGGGAAAAAUGCCAGCAGUAUCCCUUCUGCUGCGAAAAUAAACGACUUGCAUGGAGACAUUACGUCAUUGUGGAUAGAUGUACAGCCUAAGAAAAUAAAACCCAACUCACUAACUUCACCCACUAAUUUAAUUGUGCCAUCAACUCAACCAACACAAGAUGCUCCACAGGAUCUUUCGCAGAAGUCUAACACCUCAUUACUACAACAUGAUGAUAUCAAGAGAGAGGAAUUUGGUGAUCCUUUUGAAAAUUCUCCCCUUGAAAUCACUAAAGUUGAUUUUUCAACGAUCAAAUUUCCUUUGAUAUGUGUUGCUCAAGACAAGAGAAGUAUUUCCCGACAGAAAAGUUUCCAGCAUAAAUACAGCUGUACUCGGUGCUCAAGUACUUUCCCAUGUCAGAAGGCACUGGACUUGCACUAUCAAGACCAUUUCCCAGACCAGCCAACCUCUUGCUCAACUUGUAAAGUCACCUUUAACUCUACAGAGGAGUUUAAACAACACACCCUCCAUUAUCAUCAAGAUCGAGGCAAGGAAUGCCAGAGGGCGUUCAUGAAUUCUUUGAACCUUACUUCCUGUUCAGGAACUCGGUCUGUUUCUCCAAAAUCUGAAAUUAGUACAAGUGAAAUUGCACCUGUAAAUAAACGAAGCAAUUCUGAAAGUCAGUUGUCAGGUUUGGAAUCACCCAAAAUUUCUUUUGAAGAAGCAAGUUCUCUGAAAGAUUUUGGAGAAUCCAACUUGAUGUCUGAAAAGACUAAGAAUGAUUCUAAAGAUGGCCUCCCUACUAAUGCACACCAAGGCAAGGCAGCAAGUUUGGCAUCAAAGAAGAAGUCCAGCUAUACAUGUUCCUACUGCAAUCAGAUAUUUCCUAAUACAAGGGCUGCUAAAAGUCAUGAAAGAAGUCAUCUUGGUUUGUCUCCAUACCAAUGUAAGUCUUGCAGCUACUCAAGUCCUGACAAAAGCACAUUAAUUCGACACAUGAGAACCCACAAUGGUGAGAGACCUUACCAGUGUAAGCUCUGCAGCUAUCCUUUCACCACGAAAGCCAACUGUGAACGACAUGUCAAGAAGAAGCAUCAUAUCAGCACGAAGGAAGAAUUGGAGCUGAAAGUCUCUUACAACAAGGAAAGUAACAAAGAAGUACCAAACGGAGAGGAUGCGUUCAGCUCCCCUGAUACAGUAUGUAAAUACUGUAACAUUGAUUUUAAAUACUUCCGCCACCUUAAGCACCAUCUACGGAAACAUCGUAGCAGUGAGGAAAAACCAUUCCGCUGUAAGGAAUGUCAAAUGGGUUUCUCAACAAAAGCGAACUGUAUGCGCCAUAUUCAAAACAAACACAUUGAUAUUGAUCAUGUUAAUAUUGAGAACUUUAUCAUAGUAAGUGGUCUAAAUUACUGUGCAAAAUAG